AUGGCAUCUUGGCGCAACGAAUACAUUCAGGCCCUCCAUGAAAGAGACCGACGGGAAAAGGCUAGCUAUCAGCAGGUAGACGACCAGCUUAUUGAGGCCUUUACGCAGCUACUCGACCGCACAACAGCGCUUGAGGCAGAAAAAGCCUCCAGAGAACCCCAUGCCCAAGACUCCAAACCUCGAGAGCCUAGCACCACCACACCAACCGAAGGGACAUCCCAGAUCCGGAGUGACCUAGCAGAGGCCCUGCGCUCCAACGGGCAACUCCAAUCACGUAUAAAAGGAGCAGAGGCCGAGGUGGCCAAACUACGAGCCAAGAGUAAAUCGGACGGCAAGCUUAUCGACGAACUUUCUAGGGAACGGGGUAGUCUGGCGCAGAAACUCAAGGAUAAGGAAGAGGAGUUGAGAGGCAAGGCCAAAUUGCUAAGUGAUGUCCAGGAUGAGGUUAUCUCGCUCGACAUGGAACUCAACCUGUCGGGACAGGCGACUACGAAGCUGAAAGCUGAGAACAAGGAACUCAUCGAUCGAUGGAUGGUUUAUAAGAGCAGGGAAGUGGAAGCGAUGAAUAGCACGCUCCAUUAG
Molecule: messenger RNA, 582 nt
Organism: Lachnellula hyalina
Lineage: Eukaryota; Fungi; Ascomycota; Leotiomycetes; Helotiales; Lachnaceae
Gene: ATG16
Product: Autophagy protein
Exons: 3
Coding region: 1-582 (193 amino acids)
Source: RefSeq, a predicted model, not a curated record